AUGUCCUGGGACCAGAACAACAUGUGUGAGUAUUGUGACCCUCAGUUUGGGAUCAGCCAGACCCUCACUGGCAUCUCAAGGACAGAGUUGGCUCCUUCUCUUUACCCACAAGAGAAAUCAAAGGGCAGCCAGAGUCCAAGGGCCCAGGAGGAGCUGAGCAAGGUUGAGCUUCACGUCCACCUGGAUGGAGCCAUUAGACCAGAGACAAUCUUGUACUUUGGCAGAAAAAGAGGGAUCCCUCUCCCUGGCGACACUGUUGAGGAGCUCCUGAAGUACGUCAGCUAUGACACACCGCUGACACUUCCCCAAUUUCUAGAGAAAUUUAAUUACUACAUGCCUGCUAUUGCGGGUGACCGUGAGGCAGUGAGGAGAAUCUCCUACGAGUUUGUGGAGACAAAGGCAAAGGAAGGAGUCGCCUACGUGGAGGUCCGGUACAGCCCUCACCUCCUGGCCAACUCUGGCGUGGAUCCCAUCCCCUGGGGACAAGCUGAGGGAGACCUCACUCCAGAUGAAGUCGUUCAGCUCGUAAAUCAGGGACUACAGGAUGGAGAAAGGGAUUUCCACAUCAAAGCCAGGUCUAUUCUAUGCUGCAUGCGCCAUAUGCCAAGCUGGUCUCCAGAGGUGGUGGAGCUCUGCAAGAAGUAUCGAAACGACUCUGUGGUGGCCAUUGACCUGGCUGGGGAUGAGACCCUGAAGGUGGAGAAUGACUCUGAGCAUAAGAAGGCUUAUGAGGAAGCUGAGAGGUGUGGGAUUCAUCGCACUGUCCACGCUGGGGAGGCUGGCCCUGCUGCCAUGGUCAAGGAGGCAGUUUAUGUCCUGAAGGCCGAACGUGUUGGCCAUGGAUACCAUGUCCUGGAGGACCCUGAGCUCUACAAGGAGCUGCUGAGAACAAAGAUGCAUUUUGAGGUCUGCCCUUGGUCCAGUUAUCUCACUGGAGCAUGUUCUCCGGACUUCACCACACACCCCGUAACACAAUUUAAGAAGGAUCGUGCCAACUAUUCUCUAAACACGGAUGACCCCCUCAUCUUUAACUCCACCAUUGACAAGGAUUAUGGCAUAGUCAAGGAACACAUGGGCUUCACCGAAGAGGAGUUCAAGAGAGUUAACAUCAAUGCAGCCCAGUCCAGCUUCUUACCUGAGAAGGAAAAGCAGGAGCUGCUCAACAAGCUGCAUGAAGCCUAUGGGAUGGUCCCCAACACAUCGUGACCCUGUGAGCCAGCGUGGAGCAGGGCCCUUCUUCCUGUGCUGACUCCUCUGUGCCCCUGGGAGCUGGGGAGGAGGUGCCCAGGGUUGGUCUCUAUUCCUGGCAGCCCUGUGUUAACCCUUACAAUGCUCAUCAGAAUCAGACUGUCACAUUCACCCACCUCUACCCCACAAACUCUUUCCCAAAUGGAUAUCCAGCUUCCUAUCCUGCUGCUGUGCAAGCAGACUGGAUCUGCCUGCUGGCCUGACUCCCUUCUCCAUCUGUCAGUGCUUCUGUACUGCAAAUGCAAACAGAAGAACCUCCCCUGCUUUCCCCCCCCCCACUCUUUCCCUGUUUUUCCUGUCCUGUCCCACUGACCUGCCUGGCCCUUGUCUGCAGUGCCGAAAUAACCACCUUUAACUCUGACUGUGGCCUAAGUUAAUCUUCACCCUUGCAGGGAAGAGGUGUGUUAGUGCUGGCAGGGAGUGAGCAGGUGUUUCAGACACAGAGGCUUUAUUCCUGUCCCUGUGGGUAGGAGGGUUUGGUCACAGCUCUAUUUACACAGGGUUAGUCUUGUACUAACAAGACUGGAACAAGAACAAGCUGGAAGCUGGUGCCCCUACCUAUAGACAGGUCUGAAGGGCAUUUAAAACAAAAUACAUUUUUUUUUGCAUCCUUUCUUGGACAGGAGCUGUGUUAGGCCACACCAGUGCUCAUAGCUGGCCAUGACCAUGCUCGCACAUGCAUAGGAAGUUGGAACGUAACUUUACCACUUUGGGCCAAAAUCUGCCUUCUGGGACUUUUCCCAGUUUUGUACUCAUCCUGAAGAAUUCCUGUGAACUGCAGUUUGAUCUUUCUCUAUCUUUGUUUAGGGCUUGGAGAAGCCAUGGUCGAUUGGCUGGUUUAACAGUUCUGCCCUCUUCCUGAUUUGACAUAAUCAUUAGGCACUGCUAAGGCUGAAAAAAUAAAUUAACUAGGCCCAGUGUUGACUUGGAUCCCACCUGAUUGCUUCUCUCACUCAGCUACAACACUGGCUCCAAGUCAGAUCUUCGGUUUGGUGGAGAAUUUAUACAGAAAAAUACACUGAAUAUUCCUAAGUGAUUUGGUGCAUAAUAGUGUUUUUACUCAAUAAGCAAUACAGCUGUGCAUCCAGAGAAGAGACCAUCAUUUUCUGAUGUGAGUGUGUGGUGUGCUUUAGCAUCCCAGGUGUCUGCCAAGAUGCUUACUCCAAAGAUACUGUACCAAAAAGUUGCCUUUGACAAGGGGCCGUGGUCACCAUUACCAUGGACAGACCACGGACCGGUCCAGCCUCAUCCAGCAGGAACAAUAUGCUGGGAGUAUUUCCAUUCUUUCUGGGCUUCCAUAUUGGUCUUCUGAGUUAAAUACUCAUCUCUGAAGUACGUGGUGCAUAUAUACACAUAGAUAGAUGAAUAAGAGAGAGUGAUUUUCUUACUUUUAUAAAGCAAAAAAUAAAGCAUCCCUUUUAGGAACAUGAUUGCGGUAAGAAACAGGCCUUUUUUGGGUAAUUUCUCUCCAAAAAUUCUUUCUGAAGAAGAGUUUCUUGUUUUGAUUCUGGACAGUUGAUUGUUAAUCCUCUUUAAUAAAAUAACAGAUUUAUAUUUAAGGUAAA
This is a messenger RNA of Manacus vitellinus (golden-collared manakin), 2813 nucleotides long. It is a transcript of the gene ADA, whose product is annotated as adenosine deaminase. Gene Ontology annotation, cellular component: external side of plasma membrane; cytosol. The record is from RefSeq and is a predicted model, not a curated record. Gene Ontology annotation, biological process: inosine biosynthetic process; adenosine catabolic process; hypoxanthine salvage. NCBI's taxonomy places the organism in Eukaryota, Metazoa, Chordata, Aves, Passeriformes, Pipridae. The transcript is spliced from 12 exons. Bases 1 to 1206 code for a protein of 401 amino acids. Gene Ontology annotation, molecular function: adenosine deaminase activity.